AUGAAGAGGCCGCCCGUGCGGUUUCCCCGCCUUGCGGCCAACAUCGGCGGUCCACAACGAUCAUACAUACACAACUACAGCCCACGACAACCCCGGAUUCCGUCCUCAUAUCGUUACAACAGAAAUUUCACAUCGCUGAACUCCCGACUAUCGUCCUCCCAUUUCAAUCGCUCCGAUUUCACCAGCCAGCCCUUCACUGGAAGCUAUGAAGCUGGACUUCCGACUCCGGGGCCCUUGGGCUCCACACCUGCGUUUGGAGCUCCAAGGUUGACGCCCAGGAUGCUGAAGCAGUAUCUUGAUCAAUUCGUCGUGGGGCAGGAUCGCGCAAAGAAGAUUUUGAGUGUGGCUGUGUACAAUCAUUAUCAGCGCAUCAUGGAGCUGCAGCGACAAGAAGAGGCCGCUGCGGAGAUGAUGGCACAAAGAGAGAGACGAGCGGCCAUGGAGGCUCAUCAUUUAGAUGAUGAGUUUACAGGUCACCAACGAACGAUGAACCUUGAACAACCAAUGCAAGAUACAAUCGAAAGUCGACUGGGUGGCUCGUCAUCGUUUCCCGAUACUUCCUCGACGCAGCUUGAAAAGUCAAACAUCCUUUUACUCGGACCGUCCGGUGUGGGAAAGACAUUAAUGGCCAAAACUCUGGCUCGGGUGUUGGACGUACCAUUCAGCAUGUCGGACUGCACGCCAUUCACACAAGCUGGGUACAUUGGAGAAGACGCUGAUGUGUGCGUGCAUCGACUACUUGCCGCCGCCAAUUAUGAUGUUGAAAAGGCUGAAAGAGGUAUUAUAUGUCUGGAUGAAGUUGAUAAGAUUGCCACCGCUCGUGUCAGUCAUGGUAAAGAUGUCAGCGGAGAAGGUGUCCAGCAAGCUCUUCUCAAGAUCGUCGAGGGAACCACAGUUCAAGUACAGGUCAAACCUGAAAAGAACACCUCUCGACCUGCUGGUGGAGCUCCGGGAUCUUUUCCACCGGGGGCAACGCCAGGCUCCGCUUUCAAUUCACCCUCAACUGCGUCUGGCCCUCCACCACAAAAGGGAGAAAUAUACAAUGUGAGAACGGAUAACAUUCUUUUCAUAUUCUCGGGUGCAUUUGUCGGGCUCAACAAGAUAAUCAUGGAUCGUAUCUCGAAAUCAUCAAUGGGAUUCGGACAACCGGUCAGAGCAUCUUCUAUUUCAUCCGGCAAUAGUUCAUCCUCACACGACGCAAGCAACCAAGCCCCCAUCCCCAUCAUUCCAGGUUCCGAAGAAGAAGCUCUAUACAAGAAACAUUUACCAUUCUUUACAUCAGCAACCCCUCCAACAUCAUCCGAAGAACCCGUAUACUUCAACCCCCUGGACCUUUCAACACCCUCAGAUCUACAGAAGUUCGGCUUCAUCCCCGAACUUGUUGGCCGUAUUCCAGUCACAACUGCACUAUCAUCCCUCAGUCAUUCCAUCUUACUCCGCAUCCUCACCGAACCCCGCAACUCCCUCGUAACGCAAUACGAGACCCUAUUUGACCUCUCCGGCAUCAAACUAAGCUUCACCACCCCCGCACUCCAUAAAAUCGCCUCCAACGCGUUGUCAAUGGGCACUGGCGCCCGCGCCCUCCGCACAGAACUAGAAACAAUUCUCUCAGAUGCAAUGUUCGAAGCACCCGGAUCAUCGGUGAAAUUUGUGCUAGUCACCGAGAAGGUAGCAGACCGACAAGAGAAACCAAUCUACUUCGGCCGUGGCCAGGGAAGUCGAUUCCAUUCCAUGAUUGCCGCCGAGGAGAGUGAUUGGGAGAAUAAGAUGCAGAAAGAUAAAAAACAACGAAGUACUACUAACGGUGGCAACGGCAACGGCAAUGGUAAUGGCAAUAAAUCAGGAAGUAAGGUGUUGAGUUUUGCGGAAUAUAGGAAUCGGGCUUCUACCGCUGGUGCAUAG
Talaromyces marneffei is the source of this 1902-nucleotide messenger RNA. RefSeq lists its product as uncharacterized. Gene Ontology annotation, cellular component: mitochondrial matrix. Gene Ontology annotation, biological process: protein catabolic process; proteolysis. Gene Ontology annotation, molecular function: ATP binding; ATP hydrolysis activity. The transcript is spliced from 2 exons. NCBI's taxonomy places the organism in Eukaryota, Fungi, Ascomycota, Eurotiomycetes, Eurotiales, Trichocomaceae. The record is from RefSeq and is a predicted model, not a curated record. Bases 1 to 1902 code for a protein of 633 amino acids.